AUGGCAGACAAAGAAGACAAAGCAAACGGCGGCGGCUACGUAAUCGUCCCUCGCUUCCCCGCCACAGACCCCCAAAAAGUCUUCCACUACACUGAUCUCCAGCGCUCCAAGCCAACACGCGCUCACGAUCCCUAUGAGUACCUACAAGGCUGGGGCAACCGCCAUCAGUCUGAAGUCAUCCCCGGCACGCUCCCAGCUGGACAGAAUAAUCCGCAGGAAAAUAGGUUCGGGCUGUACACGGAGGGCAUCACGUAUUCCGCGUUUGCGGCGCCUAGACAUGCAAAUUUUAGCACGUAUAUGUAUAGGGUGAGACCGGCGGCUGCGCAUAGCGGCUACACACCCCUCCCCUCCCCAAAUAUAGAAAACUGCUUCCUCUCUAUCAACCCCAAAGUCGCCUUGCUGCCUCAACAAGCAGAAUGGACGCCGUUCCCCAUCCCGCCCGCCUCGCAACCUACAGACUUCAUAACUGGUCUCCACACGCUCGCCGGCAGCGGGGACCCGAAUAUCCGCGAGGGCAUCGCGCUGUACGUCUACACGCUCAACAGCUCCAUGACCCCCCACCACAAGUCCUACUGCAACAACGACGGUGACUUCCUCCUAUGCGCUCAGCAGGGGAAUCUGGACAUUCGGACCGAAUUCGGGAAGCUCUUCCUCCAACCGGGCGAGAUCUUUGUGGUGCAGAGAGGAGUCAGGUUUAGUGUUGAUCUUGCCGAGGGGGAGAAGGAGGCGAGGGGUUAUGUCACGGAGGUGUGGGGCAGCAUGUGGGAAUUACCCGAUCUGGGACCGAUUGGGGGUCAUGGACUGGCGAAUCCGAGGGAUUUUCUGUUUCCGGUUGCGGCGAUUGAUGAGGAGUUGCAGGUUGACUGGAAAGUUGUGUGUAAGAUAAAUGGCACUUACCACCAAAUCAGCCAAGACCACAGCCCCUACGACCUAGUAGCCUGGCACGGGAACGUCAUCCCUUACAAAUACGACCUCACCAAAUUCUCCUCCCAAAACAGCACGUCCAUCGACCACACCGACCCCUCAAUCAACACCGUGCUGACCGCCAAGUCGCGGGACCCCAACACACCUCUCGCUGACUUCCUGUGGUUUGGACCCCGCUGGGACGUAGCAUCCAACACCUUCCGCCUGCCCUACUUCCACCGCAACAGCGCGUCCGAAUUCCUCGCCUCGCUCUACGGCAACGGUCUCGGGCGCAGCGACGAAUUCAAGCCCGGCGGCGGCUCCUUCGAAGGCGGACACACGCCGCAUGGCGGCUUCAGCGACGGCUAUGUGAACGAGAUGCGCAUCCAGGAGAUGGGAUGUCGGCGGAUCCUUGAAGAGCAAAUGACCAUCAUGGUGGAGUCCAGCCGUACUUUCCUGUGGACCGAAUACGCGCGCGGCGGGUGCGGCACCUUGCACUCGCAGGGCACGGACCCGAGGGCGUGGGACAAGUUGCCUGAUAGAUUCAGCGCGUAUCCUGGGAUCAAGGAUUUGCUCGAGCGGGUUCGGGAGGAUAAGGAGGCGGCGAGGAAGAGGGUGGAGUUUUAUCAUGAUCCGAGGAUUGGAAGAUUCGAGCAAUGA
This is a messenger RNA of Hyaloscypha bicolor E, 1563 nucleotides long. RefSeq names its product Homogentisate 1,2-dioxygenase. The record is from RefSeq and is a predicted model, not a curated record. Lineage: Eukaryota; Fungi; Ascomycota; Leotiomycetes; Helotiales; Hyaloscyphaceae. Bases 1 to 1563 code for a protein of 520 amino acids. Gene Ontology annotation, cellular component: cytoplasm. The transcript is spliced from 6 exons. Gene Ontology annotation, molecular function: homogentisate 1,2-dioxygenase activity. Gene Ontology annotation, biological process: L-phenylalanine catabolic process.